This is a messenger RNA of Trichoderma aggressivum f. europaeum, 1896 nucleotides long. RefSeq lists its product as uncharacterized. The record is from RefSeq and is a predicted model, not a curated record. The coding region runs from base 1 to 1896 and encodes 631 amino acids. Gene Ontology annotation, molecular function: iron ion binding; monooxygenase activity; oxidoreductase activity, acting on paired donors, with incorporation or reduction of molecular oxygen. Lineage: Eukaryota; Fungi; Ascomycota; Sordariomycetes; Hypocreales; Hypocreaceae. The transcript is spliced from 4 exons.
AUGUCGCUGAUUCCCAUUGCGAUUGCGGUGCUGGUCGCCUACGGCAUCAUCAAUUGGGCCGUGAACCUGCGAUAUCACGUCAAUGAGGCCAAGAGAAGUGGUCUGCCUUAUGUUGUCACUCCGUGCUCCCCGUUUUGGCUGCCUUGGCAGGUCUCACAUAAGCUAUGGGUGCCCAUCAUCAAGCUACUCCCCAAGUCGUGGUGGGAUGGCUGGCUCGAGAUCAUGAUCCCCAACUUUGCGUACCGGACUCGCCACGAGUGGUUCGACAAGCUCGGCGAGUCUUUCAUCCUGGCUUCUCCCGGCAGGUUGGUGAUGAUGACGGACAAUGCGGAAACCAUCCGUACCAUUACGCUCAAGCGGGAGCAGUUCCCCAAGUGGACCGCCGUCUACAGUAUUCUGAGGCAGUUUGGCGAGAAUGUGCUGACUACCGAGGGGAGCAUCUGGCGCAUGCAUCGCAAGGUCACGUCUGCCUCCUUUAACGAGAGGAACGCUGCCUUGGUGUUCCGCGAAGCCAUUGCUCAGACGCAGGGCAUGUUGCGGAUGUGGACGGGCCCUACGGGUACCCGAACGGAGCCGCUAAAAUCGCUUCAGCGUGACACCAUGAAGCUGGCUCUGAACAUCAUCAGCUAUGUUGGAUUCGGCAUGCGUCUGCUGUGGCCCGGCGAGGCGCAUCCUGCAGGGACGGAUCCCAAGAUUGUCAAGUACGGCUCUCACGAGCCUUCAGACGGGCACAAACUGAGUUUCACGGACACUAUGGAGAUUCUUCUGGAAUACCUCUUGCUUCUUCUCAUUGUUCCGCGAUGGAUUCUGAAACUGAUUCCCUCCGAGAAGGUCAAGAAAGCAGUGCUAUCUUAUGAUGAGUACGUUGGUUACAUGAAUGAGCUCCUGGAUGAAAAGAUUGAAGACGCUCGCAAGGGAGAGCACGCGGAAGGCAUGGAUCUCAUGGGCCAGCUUGCGAAAUCGUGCUUUGGAACCGACAACAAGGACGCCACCUUGACGCGCGAGGAAAUCAUCGGCAAUGCCUUUAUCAUGUUCGUGGCCGGCCACGAGACGACGGCCAACGCCAUCCACUUCACCAUCAUCUUUCUCGCAACCCACCCCGAGGUGCAGCGCAAGUUGCAAAAGGACAUUGACGACAUCCUCGGAAACAAGGACCCCAAGGACUGGGACUACGACGGCUUGAUCAACCCGAUGACGGCCAGCAUGAUUGGCGCCGCCAUGUACGAGACGUUGCGGUUGGUCCCCGCCGUGGCCGAGAUUCCCAAGAAGAUCUCGCCCGACGCCGACGAAAGCUUCGUUAUGGACGGCACUCGGUACGUGAUCCCCAAGGACACGGGCAUCGCGUUGGUGACGGUGUCUACCCACGUGAACCCGCGCUACUGGCCAACGCGUCCCAGCAAGAUUACGCCUGGCAAAUCCAACAUUCUCGAUUACGACCCUUCGCGCUGGUUCCAGACCAAGGAGAAGCAGGACGGCCAGGGCAGCGAAGUCGUCGCGGGCGCCGAUUCCGAAGACUUUGGCGGUUUCCAAGGCUCGGACAUCAACGCACAGCUCUUCAAGCCCGAGCGCGGCUCCUACAUUCCCUUUAGCGACGGAGCGCGGUCAUGCCUGGGACGACGCAUCGCCGUCGUGGAGAUUAUUGCGGCGCUGGCGGUCAUUUUCCGAAGCUGCAGCAUCGAGCUCGCCGUGGACGAGUGGGCGACGCAGGAACAGGUGGACGAGAUGAGCCGGGACGAGAGGGCUCGGGUCUACAAGAAGGCUCAGGACAAGAGCCUGUGGACGGUGGGACAGGCAUCGUCGAGGCUGACGCUGAACCUGCACGACGGUAUGCAUGUACCUGUGCGGAUUGCGAAGAGGGGAGAGGAGAAGUUUGUGGACUGGGUGGAUAAGGAGUGA